Molecule: messenger RNA, 657 nt
Organism: Andrographis paniculata
Lineage: Eukaryota; Viridiplantae; Streptophyta; Magnoliopsida; Lamiales; Acanthaceae
Product: protein ULTRAPETALA 2-like
Exons: 3
Coding region: 1-657 (218 amino acids)
Cellular component (GO): cytosol; nucleus
Molecular function (GO): zinc ion binding
Source: RefSeq, a predicted model, not a curated record
AUGUUUACUCAAGCAGAAUUGUUCGGAUUCAUCGGUAUAUUGCAAAUCACUACCGAAUUUCUGGUGAUGAAGUGUGGAUGUACGAACUCGAGAUACGGCGAUACAUCGGGAAAGCUCAAGAUAUAUUUUGAUGGAAGGAUAGAAAUCAACUGCACAUGCGAUGAAAAUUGUUCGAAAGUCAACGUGUCACCGAUCGAAUUUGCAAGGCAUGCCCUAAGAACCAACUCAGACAAAUACUGGAAAAGCCAAAUUUGGGUAUUUGGUCGAGAUGGUUCGAAAGUCCAGCUCGUGAAAACUUGCUUGUUGAAGUUUUUUAAAGACACGUAUCAGAGGCCAAUACGCCAAGCAGCUCAUCGAGAUGAAUUUGUGCGCUGCUCUUUAUGCCGUAAAGAGCGCAGAUUUACCAACCGCACAAGAGACGACUCUAGGAAUUACCAUAGAGCGCUUGCAUCUGAUAACUGGAAAUGCUCAGAUAUGCCAAACCAAGAAUUAUCUUGUGAUGAUGCUGAGGAGAGGGAAAGCCGAAAAGCAGUCAGAGGUUGUCCGAAGAAUCCAAAAUGUACCGGUUGCACAAAGUGCGUGUGUAACGGUUGUGACAUGUGCCGGUUCGAUGAUUGUGAUUGCCAGGAGUGCACCAGUUUUAUUUUAAACAUGUAA